AUGCCAGGCUCGACUACAGACAGUACCGGCCUUGGUUGCCGCCAGAUCAGGCUGGUUCGAAUAGCACAUGUCUACUACACCCACAAAAAUAUCGACCAGGCACGUCAAUUUCUCGAGGACUUUGGCUUCCAUGAGGUCAAACGGGUCGGCAAAGACACCUACUACCGCGGAACCGGCCCCGAACCGUUUGUCUACUGCGCGCGGCAGGGAGAUGAAGACGAUUUCGGUGGUGCGGCCUUUGUGGUGGAAUCCGAACAGGACCUUGAAUAUGCGGCACAGACGCUGCCCAACGCGACCAAGGUCUACGAACUGAGCGAUGCUCCCGGCGGUGGUCGCUGCGUGACCUUCCGCGAUCCAGUCGAUAAUUUCCCCUUCCAUCUCGUCUAUGGUCAGGCUGCAGCGGAGAACGUAACUGCGUUUCCCCAGUUGAAGUUUAACUUUGUAUGUCCCGCUCCCGUGCAUAAAUUAGGUCAUUUCGGCAUGUGCGUUACAAACUUCGCGAAGACCUUUGAAUUCUACACCACCCGAUUCAACUUCGUCCCUAGUGAUCUGGUUUACGACAAGAGUGGAAGAGACAUCACAACGUUUCUCCAUCUCGACCGUGGCUCCGAGCUGGUGGACCAUCACUGUUUCUUCUUUUUCGAAGGCCCCAAGUCGCACGUUCACCACUCGUCGUACGAAACGCACGACUUUGACACGCAAGUUUUGGGGCACGACUGGCUUCGUCGCAAAGGGUAUGAGAACUGCUGGGGAGUUGGUCGUCAUAUCAUGGGUAGUCAGAUCUUUGACUACUGGUUCGAUCCUUCCCGUUUCAUCCUCGAGCAUUACGUGGAUGGGGAUUUGGUGAACGACGCAAACCCUGUCAAUCGUUCCCCUGCGUCACCGGAUAACUUGCAUGUUUGGGGUAGCAUACAGCUACGCUUGAAGAACCUUUUAGUAGGAGGCGGAGUGGGAGGGAUGGAAUCCGCCGAUGUACAUAGCUGCCAGGUUGUACAGUACUGGGAGUACGAGACACGCGUCCUCGACACAUGGGCCCACUACCCUGAUAGAUUCAAAACCCCCUCCAUCAAUUUUUCAGAUAUUAAAUUAGAUUAG
Messenger RNA from Rasamsonia emersonii CBS 393.64, 1095 nucleotides. RefSeq lists its product as uncharacterized. NCBI's taxonomy places the organism in Eukaryota, Fungi, Ascomycota, Eurotiomycetes, Eurotiales, Trichocomaceae. Gene Ontology annotation, cellular component: mitochondrion. Gene Ontology annotation, biological process: L-methylmalonyl-CoA metabolic process. Gene Ontology annotation, molecular function: methylmalonyl-CoA epimerase activity. Bases 1 to 1095 code for a protein of 364 amino acids. The transcript has 7 exons. The record is from RefSeq and is a predicted model, not a curated record.